Molecule: messenger RNA, 2730 nt
Organism: Trypanosoma rangeli
Lineage: Eukaryota; Euglenozoa; Kinetoplastea; Trypanosomatida; Trypanosomatidae
Exons: 1
Coding region: 1-2730 (909 amino acids)
Biological process (GO): mRNA splicing, via spliceosome
Molecular function (GO): U2 snRNA binding
Source: RefSeq, a predicted model, not a curated record
AUGCGUCUCUCUAGGCGUAUCCAGCUGAGUCCUGAGGUGAUUGAUUCAGGCCUUCAGCGGCUGAACUGCGUCUCACAAAACAUUAUAGAGGUGGAUAUUCACCCAACGGUUCUGGCGCUUCUUACGUCUGCGUCUCCGGAUGUUGUGCGUAAAACCGUGGCAGAAUUGCCUCUGCACAAAGCGGGGGAUCUUGGAAAGGAAGACGCAACGGAAUUUAGUGAUGCCGGAAUGAAUACGGCGCUGUCAUUCUCCCUUCACACGGUGCUUCUUUCCCGUAACCGUUUGACAACCACAUUGGGCCUCGUUCAGUUCAAGAAUGUGGUGCGGCUUUCCUUGCUGGGGAACAGAAUACAACGCAUUGAGGACUGCGAGGCACUUUCUUUGCUACCUUCAUUGCAGUACCUUACGUUGGAGUUUAAUCCGGUGACGUCGCUUCCGCACUAUCGUGCUCAUAUCUUUCGCAUCUGUUCCUGGCCUGACACUCUAAGCCAAAAAAAAUGUCGACUGAGAAAGUUGGACACACGCUCUGUUUUACCAGCCGAGGUGGAGCGAGCUGCAGAGUGCCUUCAGCGCGAAAAGGUUACAUUAGGUGAGCUUGUUCACCGCAUGCGAUUUUUAGCUCUCUUGACUGAGGCAGAGAAAAGAAUAGCGCUACACAAUGAGCUUCGCCGUAGGGGCGUUGUGCUGCAAGAUACCGUUCUUAAUCUAACGGUUGAGAGUAUCGUUACAAGAUGUUCUACACAGCUGCUGGCCCUUAUUGACGUCGGCGCCGCCUCGCACCUUGCGAGACGUCUUAUGAGUGGGAAAUGCCGAAUGUGUGCCAUGACCCCAGAGAAUUCGUUUAACGCGGAUACGUCUACCGAGAACGAAUUUUCGCCGGUAGCCACUUCCUUUGCGCAUUCGCGUUCCAGUUCAAACAUACUGACACUUCAAAGUCCCUAUCAAGCUGAUUUGACGGCAUUUUGUAAGGAAUGGUCAAGAGAUGUCUUUCGUCGUGCCAUGACAUCACUUGAUCAUCGUAUUUGUGGCCUUCUUCUGAAUAUUGCUCAUACGCUGGGUGAAGAGCUGACUGUGAUGGAUGUGGAUCACUUGAAUAAGCUUUGGUUUACGCAGGUUGCCAAGGUUGACAGCUGCAAAUUCUAUCAAUGCGACAAGUUUAAGAAAAAUCUUAUGGAAAAUAAAAAGUUACUCAUAGUUACCUCAAGGAGAGAGACAUUGAGGGAAGAAAAGAAUGAGGUAGCGAGAAAGAAUUCUACACGGGAGGAAUUUAUUCGUGUUGCGCUCAGCCCUAGUGAGACCCACCUGCACACCCCAUGCGUGGAGGCGAAGGAGGACAAUGCGGGCGCUGUAUCGCUGCGCAGCGUCUCUUCAAUUUCUCAGGACGACGUGCACGGCAGUGAUGUCAUUGCGAUCCAUGACUGGCAGAAACCGAGCUCUGGUGGUUUGGACGAGUCCUGUCGGAAACAGCCAGAUUUGGCUAAAGCAUCGUAUGACGCUGGCAACACGGAGGCGUUGAUGGAGUCUACGACCGUGGAGGGGUGUAAUAGUGAUCGGGUAUCAGUGGAGCUGCCACUGACGGCACCUGUUCCAUUUCCGGCAUUAAAAGAAGAAUUCUUGCUUGAGCAAGAAAUACAUCAUAGGCUUAACUGUCAUGUACGGCGUCGCAUCCUGCGUGUGUGGAAAACCAAGGCGUGGCGGAGACGACAAGGUGCACUAUGUUUACAAUUUACGCAGAAACGUCUUGAAGGCUUACUACUACUUCCAACUCCAACUCCACACGCCAUCUGUAAUACGCUGCAACUGAUCCCGCGGAGAGAGCGAAAGUAUGUGUUUUUUAAGUUUUGGCGUGAGCAAGCUCGACGGUCGUAUGCUCCAAGGUUACUCCGUCUGGCGCAGCUUAUCACACGGUGGCGAUGGCGGACGUACCAGCAACGGAUCAUUAAUCACUUUGCGGUGAGACGUCGCACACAAAUUUUAAAUGAAGUGUGGUGUCAUUGGCGUGAGGCUCUGCAUACGCGCGUUGCAGAGACACGCACUCGCCUGAGAGACAACGCACACAACAUAGAUGUUUCCUCCAAUGCGAUGACGGGUCUCCAAUCAUCUGCACAAAAUAAUCAUCGAAUCAUGACGAUUUCGUCUGAGGCAGAAUCAAAAGAGCUUUAUGAAACUCCUUUUGAGAGCCGGUUUCCAUUCAAGGUGGCUACAGAAGCAACACCGGGUCUCACAUGCAGCACAAAACUCUCUGCGAACGGCAGGGUUAACAUGCCGCACACCCUCCACAUGGUGAGCACCCCUGCAGUUGCAUCUCAUCUUUUCUUGCCGAUGAUAACGCCGAACGCGGGGGAGGCUACGCCUCUUCAGCCAUCCUCCUUCUGUGAUAAAGAAACGCAAACAACACCAUCACCAUCGAACGAUGACCUCAGAGACGAAUCAAGGGAUAAAUUUUGUUUGGAAGCCAAGCAGGCAAUAAAAGCGAUGCAGGUGGAUCGUCUACGCCUUGUCGAUCGGCUGAUCUCCCUGGAACAACGACUGAGUGAGGAAUCCUUGCGUGUUCAAUACCGAGAGGAAGAGAUUGAAGGACUCAAGCAAAAGCUUAACGCCAUGAUGCUUCGUGAGGAGUGUAUGGGCUCUACUAUUAGCGAUUACCAGCGGGAGCUAGGGCAUCUGAGGGCCGUCGUUCAGGCUCUGCGGGAGGAAAGGCGGGAUAUGUUACGUCCCAUUUUGCACUGA